AUGUGUUUUAAACUUUGGUACCUUGUUAUAUCCAUUAUUCUUCUUAUAAAUACGAUUAUUGUUACUAAGGCAAAUGCAGCGGAGAAAGUUAAUGGAUUUAUUCAACGAGAACUAGAUUUAGAUAGAAGUGAUACACCAAAAAAUAUACUUGUUGGGUCUGUAAUUGGCGGAGCAAAUCAUCUCAAUCCAAUAUUUGAAGUUUGCAAGAUUUUGGUAGAUCGUGGGUAUAAAGUAAAAUUAGCUGCUCCUGGAAAUUUUACAGCUACAUCUACUUUAUAUAAUUCGAUUCCGCAAACGAUUAUUGGAGAUCCUCCUGACAGUUAUGCAUCUUCGGAGUAUAGAAAAAUGUUUUUUAAUGAAUAUACUUUUAAAAGCAUGGCCUAUGAACAAAUGAUGUUUCACCAAAGAUAUUUAGAAUACUUUAAUAAAUAUUUGGAAGUUUAUAAAGAAACUAAACCUGACUUAUUUAUUUGCCACUAUGUGAGAAAUGAGGCUUGCUUUGAUCUAGCAUGGAAAGUAAAAAAGCCUGUUGUUGGGUUUGUUUCUAAUACAGAGUUUUUUACAGCACUACCUCCCUUUAUAUCAGAUCCAAUGAUGGGUUGCCAUGUGAACAUGGAGAAUGAAACAUUCUACGAUCGGUUUAUAUGUGCUGUGGUACAACCAUUGCGAUUUGACUGGCAUUUUCGAAAAAAUUUAAAUUAUCUCAAUGCUAGAAGAGUUGAAGUCGGUGUUAGCGAACAUUAUGACAUCAGAGGAAGAAUAACCAACACUUUAUUUUUAGUUGAUAGUUUCUUUGGGUUUGAGGUACCAUCCGCUUGGCCUCCAAUUCAUCAAGAAAUUGGACCUCUUAUGCCUGAUAUUUUUCCAGAUCUAUCUUCAGAGCUCGAUUUAUUUCUUUCUGUUCAUCCUAGAACUAUGUAUAUUGCUCUAGGGUCUUUUGUAUACACUACUCUUAAAAAUUAUGCUAUUCUUUUACAGUCUGCUCUUGAAUUGAUCAAUAGUAAUAUUCUUGAUGGUGUGAUCUGGGCAACCGUAAGAUUUAAUGAAUCGGAACUGCCUUCUACAUUUACACUUUCUACUGGUGAUGUUAUACCCACUUCUAAUAUUUUAGAUAAUUUAUACCCGCAUAUUCAUGUCACAAAAUAUGCCCCUCAGUUUGCAAUACUUUCUCAUAAGAAUACUAAAAUUUUUUUAAGUCAUGGUGGUGCAAGUAGUAGUCAUGAAUCUAUGUAUACUGCUACUCCAAUGUUAGUACUUCCAAUAGCGUUCGAUCAACCUGGAAAUUCCGAAAAGUUAGAACUUAGUGGUAUGGCUUUAAAACUUUCAAAAAUUGAUUUAAAAGUUGAUGAUAUAGUAUCAAAAGUAAUAAGAUUAACGAAUGAAAAAAGUUUUAAAAUGAAUGCGGAAAGAAUGCAAGUGUUAAUAAAAUUUAAUAGCAAAAGAAAAUAUAGAGGUGCUGAUUUAAUUGAUAUAGUAAUGAACUUGGCAGAGCGUGAAGGUAUUAGAAAUGAGAAUGGUGAACUUGAGGUGGACAAUGAAGUCUUGUUGAGAGAAUGGAUUACUCCUGAUUCAAGAAUGGGUUUUAUUAAAGGAAAUUAUAUAGACGUUUUUGGUAUUGCUAUGAUUAUUGGGCUAGUGUUAACCAGUAGUCUUAUAUAUGGCUUGUAUAAGGUUAUUAUAUUCGCUUUUAAGAAAUGGGCUCUUAGAAAUAGAAAUUCGCAAGAAGGUUCUUCGAAACCUAAAAAUGAAUGA
Scutellospora calospora is the source of this 1752-nucleotide messenger RNA. The record is from the annotation of a GenBank genome assembly. Lineage: Eukaryota; Fungi; Glomeromycota; Glomeromycetes; Diversisporales; Gigasporaceae.